AUGAAACGCUCUGUGAGGCGACGUCGAAAGUCUUCCCAUCGGGAGUGUUUCAAAGUUCUAGACGAUUAUGAAGAGCAGGUUGAAAGAAUUAUCGCCGAGAGAGAAGAUGGCAGAACUGCUACUUCCCAGCUCAUUCAAGAGCUCCACACUGAGAAGGCUCGAGAGAUAUCCAACGUACACAAAGUCAUUGCCGAAAAGGACACUGCAGUCGCUGAAGUUGAGCGGCUUAAGAAGGAGACUUCGCAGCUGCGGCAGCAGCUGGAGUCUACAAACACCACGUUGCAGGACCAGGUGGCAUGGGACGAUAUACAGCCAGUCUUGCAUCAGACACACGGAGAACUGAUCUCCGCUGCGACUCGCUUUGGGAAUUUGAUCGAUAGUCUUCAGAACAAACGAUUGGCAUCCUUCUUGCCUAGCACCGAGGUGUUCCAUGGCAAUUGGGCUACCACCGCUGAUCCUUCGGAACCCACCGACCCUAACGCGCUUCCCGGGUUUUCCGGAUCAAGCAACCCGCCGCCGUUUGACCCACAAGCUCUUACCUCGGCCAAUGAGUAUGGGCCAUUUGCUUGA
This is a messenger RNA of Penicillium waksmanii, 570 nucleotides long. RefSeq lists its product as uncharacterized. NCBI's taxonomy places the organism in Eukaryota, Fungi, Ascomycota, Eurotiomycetes, Eurotiales, Aspergillaceae. The record is from RefSeq and is a predicted model, not a curated record. Bases 1 to 570 code for a protein of 189 amino acids. The transcript has a single exon.